AUGCCGGACCGAGUGGAUGAUGAUGCGCAAUUGGCUGCCUUGGGCCACAAGGCCGAGUUGCAGCGCAACUUUUCUAUGCUGUCAAUGCUGGGUCUUGCUUUUGCCAUUCUGAAUUUUGUCGCUCAGUCUGCCGUCGGGAGGGAGUACAAGUGUCGUCUGGGGUACUUGUCGCUAGGUCUGGUUACCGCCGGUUUCUGCAACUUGUGCAUUGCUGCUUCGCUGGCCGAGUUUUUGUCUACAUAUCCUACUGCGGGCGGUCAAUAUCAUUGGGUCGCUGUUAUCUCCUGGCCGAAAUGGGUGCCAGUUCUCUCGUGGAUCACUGGCUGGAUCAAUGUCGCGGGAUGGGUUGCCCUCGUUGCUACCGCUGGUCUUCUGGCCAGUGAACUUAUCAUUGGAGUUAUCUAUUUGAUGCAUCCGAGCUACGUCUCUGAACGUUGGCACCAAUUCCUGAUAUAUAUCGGAUACAACAUCGCCGCGUUCAUUAUUAACGCGCUCAUGAACUCUACCCUCCCGAUGGUUACCCGAGCGGCUUUUAUCUGGUCUAUUGCCGGCUUUGUCAUUGUCUCUAUCACCGUAUUGGCUUGUUCCUCACCAGAUUACAACUCUGGGAAAUUUGUUUUCACCGAAUUCUUGAAUGAGACCGGUUGGCCAGAUGGGAUUGCCUGGCUGCUUGGGUUGCUUCAAGGUGGUCUUGGUGUUACCGGAUACGAUGCCGUGGCCCAUAUGAUAGAAGAAAUCCCAAAUGCCGCCAUCGAAGGACCCAAGAUCAUGGUUUACUGCGUCUGCAUCGGCACUUUCACUGGCGUUAUCUUCCUCGUCGUCCUACUCUUCGUACCGGGCAACAUAGACACAAUCAUUUCAUCCUCCGCUGGCCCUUUGCUACAGAUCCUCUAUAAUGCAACUCAGAACAAGGCCGGCGCUAUCUGUCUUCUGAUCUUCCCAUUGAUCUGUCUGCUUUUCGCAGCUGUCACUAUCAUGACUACCUCCAGCCGCAUGGUUUACGCCUUUGCUCGUGAUGGCGGUCUCCCGGCGUCCCCGUUUUUCGCUAAAGUGCACAAAAAGCUGGACGUGCCUUUGAAUGCGUUGUACCUGACUACUCUUCUCGUCAUAAUCUUCGGUUGUAUUUUCCUCGGUUCUUCUAGCGCAUUCAAUGCCAUCAUCUCCGCCUCCGUCGUUGCGCUCGAUAUCUCCUACGGAAUGCCUAUUUUGAUCAAUGUUCUCCGUGGUCGUAAGAUGAUUGCUCACAGUCCGUGGAAGAUGCCUGAGCCAAUUGCCUGGAUUGCGAAUAUCAUAUCUCUUGUAUAUAUCAUCCUCACUACAGUUCUCUUCCUGUUCCCACCAGACCUGCCCACGACAGCAAGCAACAUGAACUACUGCGUUGCUGCCCUUGGCAUUGUCCUCCUUAUCUCCUUGUUCCAAUGGAUACUUGACGGCAGGAAAAACUUCACUGGUCCGCGCCAUGGCCUCGAGGAAUUGACUCAUGGAGUUGCCGUUGGACAGGCUGCCGUUGAGCAGCCGGUGUUUGAUGAAGAAAUCAGAGAGAAGACGGCCGUAGAGUCGGGAUCUUUGUAA
Molecule: messenger RNA, 1572 nt
Organism: Talaromyces atroroseus
Lineage: Eukaryota; Fungi; Ascomycota; Eurotiomycetes; Eurotiales; Trichocomaceae
Exons: 18
Coding region: 1-1572 (523 amino acids)
Biological process (GO): transmembrane transport
Cellular component (GO): membrane
Molecular function (GO): transmembrane transporter activity
Source: RefSeq, a predicted model, not a curated record